AGCACAUCUCUUACUUCCGCUAUGAUGGAACAUAAACACAGUUAGAAACAUGGAAUCAGAAUUUAGAAAUUACUUUACCAAAUCCCUGGACAUAUUUUCCCGCAAUUUUUACCAUCAGUUGGUCAACUUUAAUCCCAAUAGGAACAUAAUAUGCUCUCCACUCUCCAUACAAACUUGCGCUGGAAUGUUGCGUAUGGGUGCUGUGGAUGGCAGUGAGACUGCCAUAGAAUUGGACGGAGGACUCAAUUUCAGCUCGAACUAUGCCAAAGAGAUAGCGAACGGAUUCAGUAACGUGUUAACUACCUAUGUGGAGUGCAGUGUAUUGACCAUGGCUAACAAAUUGUACCUUAUGAAGGACUAUAAAGUACGCAAGAGAUUCAACGAGAUAUUAACACAGAAGUUUCACUCGGAAGCAGAGAAUAUUGAUUUCUCAAUUGGCAGUGAGGCUGCGAACACUAUCAAUGGCUGGGUUGAGUCCAGGACGAACAAGUUAAUAAGCAAUAUCGUUAGCUCUGACGCACUAAGUGGCAACACUCGAUUGGUGUUGGUUAAUGCCAUUCACUUCAAAGGCGAAUGGACAGUUAAAUUCGAGGAGAGUGAGACGCGCAGUGAAGAUUUCUUUUUGGGAAAUGAAAAGAUACUAAAAGUGUCAAUGAUGAAUGCGGCAAAUAAGUAUUAUUUUGCUGACUUACCAGAAAUGGAUGCAAAAGCCUUGCGAUUGGCCUAUCAAGAUACUGAUCUAUUUAUGUUGAUCAUAUUGCCAAAUUUAAAUGCGGGAUUAAAGCAACUGGAGAAGAAGCUGCAAACAACAUCGCUGGAGGAUAUAACAUCUCAACUGACCUUACAUAAGGUAUUUGUCAAGCUGCCCAAAUUUAAAGCGGAAUUCGAACAAGAACUCACGCCGGUCUUCAAAGAAAUGGGCAUUAAAUUAAUCUUCAAUGGUCAAGCUGAGUUUGGAAAUAUGUUGGAUUCGAAUGAAAGAUUAGAUGUGUCAAAGAUUUUACACAAGGCUUUCAUCGAGGUCAAUGAAGAGGGAACGGAAGUAGCGGCAGCAACAGCAAUGGUUGUGGCAGUAAGGAGCAUGCCACCUCCUGAGUUAGAACCAAAACAUUUUUAUGCUGAUCAUCCCUUCUAUUUUACCAUCUAUCAUGCUAACCAUGGUUGUCUGUUUGUGGGUAACUUCAAUUCACCGGAUAUAAGCCACGUUGACAACGUUCGAUUAGUGUGUCAGUGCAAAAGAGAACAAUGUGAAGACUAGAUACUUAUAAUCAAUAUAUUACUUGCGAAUAUAAAUUUAAACAAAUUAUAAAUAAAAUAAACUUUCGACAUCAUUUUCUAUAAUAAA
Molecule: messenger RNA, 1345 nt
Organism: Drosophila innubila
Lineage: Eukaryota; Metazoa; Arthropoda; Insecta; Diptera; Drosophilidae
Product: alaserpin-like
Exons: 2
Coding region: 50-1258 (402 amino acids)
Molecular function (GO): serine-type endopeptidase inhibitor activity
Source: RefSeq, a predicted model, not a curated record